CCAUCUUGUAUCUGCGGCUGAGCCGGAGGAGGUGGCAGGGGCCAUCACAAGCACUACGGCCGGGGGAGGAGAACGCGGCGGCGGCGAUUCUAGGCGGCCAAGGCGGCGGGGAGGAGGAGGAGGAGGAGGAGAAGGAGGGUGGCGGCCGGGCUUGGCUUCGGCUCCUAGAGGAGUUGGCGGCGGCGCGACCCGGGGAACCGGCAUUGAUGUCCAGCUCGCCGCUGUCCAAGAAACGUCGCGUGUCGGGGCCUGAUCCAAAGCCGGGUUCUAACUGUUCCCCAUCGAGAUCUGUGUUGUCCGAAGUGUCCUCGGUGCCAACCAACGGAAUGGCGAAGAACGGCAGUGAAGCAGACAUAGACGAGGGCCUCUACUCCCGCCAGCUGUACGUGUUAGGCCAUGAGGCAAUGAAACGGCUCCAGACAUCCAGCGUGUUGGUAUCGGGCCUGCGGGGCUUGGGCGUGGAGAUCGCCAAGAACAUCAUCCUCGGUGGUGUUAAGGCUGUCACCCUCCAUGACCAAGGCACUGCCCAGUGGGCCGACCUCUCCUCCCAGUUCUAUCUGCGGGAGGAGGACAUCGGAAAGAACCGGGCUGAGGUCUCCCAGCCCCGCCUCGCUGAGCUCAACAGCUAUGUGCCUGUCACCGCCUAUACUGGGCCCCUCGUGGAGGAAUUCCUAAGUGGCUUCCAGGUGGUGGUCCUUACCAACACCCCCCUGGAGGAUCAGCUACGGGUGGGUGAGUUCUGUCAUAGUCGUGGCAUCAAGCUGGUGGUGGCAGAUACACGGGGCCUGUUCGGGCAGCUCUUUUGUGACUUUGGAGAGGAAAUGAUUCUCACAGACUCCAAUGGAGAACAACCGCUUAGCGCCAUGGUUUCUAUGAUCACUAAGGACAGCCCUGGUGUGGUCACCUGCCUGGAUGAGGCUAGGCACGGCUUUGAGAGUGGCGACUUCGUCUCCUUUUCAGAAGUACAAGGCAUGGUUGAACUCAACGGAAGUCAGCCCAUGGAGAUCAAAGUCUUAGGUCCCUACACCUUCAGCAUCUGUGACACCUCCGGCUUCUCUGACUACAUCCGCGGAGGCAUUGUCAGUCAGGUCAAAGUCCCAAAGAAGAUCAGCUUUAAAUCCCUGAUGGCCUCACUGGCAGAGCCCGACUUUGUGAUGACUGACUUUGCCAAGUUCUCCCGCCCUGCCCAGCUGCACAUCGGCUUCCAAGCGCUGCACCAGUUCUGUGCUCAGCACGGCCGACCUCCCCGGCCCCGUAAUGAGGAAGACGCAGCCGAACUGGUGACCCUCGCCCAGGCCUUGAAUGCACGGGCCCAGCCAGCAGUACAGCAAGACAGCCUGGACGAGGAUCUCAUCCGGAAGCUGGCGUAUGUAGCUGUUGGAGAUCUGGCACCCAUCAAUGCCUUCAUCGGGGGCCUGGCUGCCCAGGAGGUCAUGAAGGCCUGCUCUGGGAAGUUUAUGCCCAUCAAGCAGUGGCUCUACUUUGAUGCCCUGGAGUGUCUCCCUGAGGACCAAGAAGCUCUUACAGAGGAAAAGUGCCUCCCGCGCCAGAACCGUUAUGAUGGGCAGGUGGCUGUGUUUGGUUCAGACCUGCAGGAGAAGCUGGGCAAACAGAAGUAUUUUCUGGUGGGUGCGGGAGCCAUAGGUUGUGAGCUGCUCAAGAACUUUGCCAUGAUUGGGCUAGGCUGUGGGGAUGGUGGAGAGAUUGUGGUCACAGACAUGGACACCAUUGAGAAAUCAAAUCUGAACCGCCAAUUUCUAUUCCGUCCCUGGGAUGUAACGAAGCUCAAGUCCGACACUGCUGCUGCGGCUGUGCAACAGAUGAACCCACACAUCCACGUGACAAGUCACCAGAACCGUGUAGGCCCCGACACAGAACGCAUCUAUGACGACGAUUUCUUUCAGAACCUGGACGGGGUGGCCAAUGCCCUGGACAAUGUGGAUGCCCGCAUGUACAUGGACCGCCGCUGUGUGUACUACCGGAAGCCGCUGCUGGAGUCUGGCACUCUGGGUACCAAAGGCAACGUGCAGGUGGUAAUCCCCUUCUUGACAGAGUCAUACAGCUCUAGCCAGGACCCACCUGAGAAGUCCAUCCCUAUCUGCACACUGAAGAACUUCCCUAAUGCCAUCGAGCACACCCUGCAGUGGGCUCGGGAUGAAUUUGAAGGCCUUUUCAAGCAGCCUGCAGAAAACGUCAACCAGUACCUUACGGACCCCAAGUUUGUGGAGCGGACACUGCGGCUGGCAGGCACCCAACCCCUGGAGGUGCUGGAGGCCGUGCAGCGCAGCUUGGUGCUUCAGAGGCCACAGACCUGGGCCGACUGUGUGACCUGGGCCUGCCACCACUGGCACACCCAGUACUCAAACAACAUCCGGCAGCUGUUGCACAACUUCCCUCCCGACCAGCUCACAAGUUCUGGAGCUCCAUUCUGGUCUGGGCCCAAACGCUGUCCACACCCGCUUAUGUUUGAUGUCAAUAAUCCUCUGCAUCUGGACUAUGUGAUGGCCGCUGCCAACCUGUUUGCCCAGACCUAUGGGGUGACAGGCUCUCAGGACCGCGCUGCUGUGGCUACCCUCCUCCAGUCCGUGCAGGUCCCCGAAUUCACUCCCAAGUCUGGCGUCAAGAUUCAUGUCUCUGACCAGGAGCUGCAGAGUGCUAAUUCUUCUGUUGAUGACAGCCGCCUAGAGGAACUCAAGGCUACCCUGCCCAGCCCUGAAAAACUGCCUGGAUUCAAAAUGUUCCCCAUCGACUUUGAGAAGGACAACGACAGCAACUUCCACAUGGAUUUCAUCGUGGCUGCAUCUAAUCUCCGGGCAGAGAACUAUGAUAUUCCCCCUGCAGACCGGCACAAGAGCAAGCUGAUUGCAGGGAAGAUCAUCCCAGCUAUUGCUACAACUACAGCAGCCGUGGUCGGCCUUGUGUGCCUGGAACUCUACAAAGUGGUGCAGGGGCACCGGAAACUGGACUCGUACAAGAAUGGCUUCCUCAACUUGGCCCUGCCCUUCUUUGGCUUUUCUGAACCACUGGCUGCACCGCAUCACCAGUACUAUAACCGAGAAUGGACGUUGUGGGAUCGCUUUGAGGUACAGGGAGUGCAGCCCAGCGGUGAGGAGAUGACCCUCAGACAGUUCCUCGAGUACUUUAAGACAGAGCACAAGUUGGAGAUUACCAUGCUGUCCCAGGGGGUGUCAAUGCUUUACUCCUUCUUCAUGCCAGCCGCCAAGCUCAAGGAGCGAUUGGACCAGCCGAUGACAGAGAUCGUAAGUCGUGUGUCGAAGCGAAAGCUGGGCCGCCAUGUGCGAGCGCUGGUGCUUGAACUGUGCUGCAACGAUGAGAGUGGCGAGGACGUGGAAGUCCCUUAUGUACGAUACACCAUCCGCUGACCCCACCCCUCCCCGUCCUGUAGCUGACUCCGCCCCGAUGCCCCUCCCCUUCCCCCCCACACCACCCCCCUUUCCCAACCCACGGCUCUCAUUUGGCCUCUGACAGUGGCCCCCGUUAGCGAAGCCUGUUGGUGUCAACCCCCCUCGUCCCCUCCUACCUGAAUCCCACUUGCCGCUGCUUUUUACCCUGUUUGGAACCUGAAUCCCAAUAAAGAAUUAUUAACCCA
Molecule: messenger RNA, 3610 nt
Organism: Erinaceus europaeus (western European hedgehog)
Lineage: Eukaryota; Metazoa; Chordata; Mammalia; Eulipotyphla; Erinaceidae
Gene: UBA1
Product: ubiquitin like modifier activating enzyme 1
Exons: 26
Coding region: 207-3383 (1058 amino acids)
Biological process (GO): protein sumoylation
Cellular component (GO): SUMO activating enzyme complex; cytoplasm
Molecular function (GO): SUMO activating enzyme activity
Source: RefSeq, a predicted model, not a curated record